Brachypodium distachyon (stiff brome) is the source of this 1603-nucleotide messenger RNA. RefSeq lists its product as uncharacterized. The transcript has 2 exons. Gene Ontology annotation, molecular function: protein binding. NCBI's taxonomy places the organism in Eukaryota, Viridiplantae, Streptophyta, Magnoliopsida, Poales, Poaceae. The record is from RefSeq and is a predicted model, not a curated record. Bases 218 to 1426 code for a protein of 402 amino acids.
UCUUGUGCAUUUGGAGCCUAGCUAGUACUCCGGCGGAGUAUGGAAGAAUCUAGAGAAGGUGACGUGUCACUCCGUCGGUCUAAAGUAACCGGCGGUCAAAUAAAGUGGGCGAAACCGGGUCCCAAGACUUCUGCCCGCGCCGGCGCGCCGUCCCCCAUCCAAUCGCCCAAACCCUAACCCAGCCGCCGCUCCUCAUUCGAUCGAGCACCGGCCGGCCAUGGCGCUCCCGGACGAGCUCUUCGAGGAGAUUCUCCUCCGCCUCCCUCCCGACGAGCCGGCGUGCCUCCUCCGCGCAUCCGCCGUCUGCAAGCCAUGGCGCCGCCGCCUCUCCGACCCCAAGCACCUCCGCCUCCUCCACGCGCGCCACGGUAGACCCCCCCUGCUGGGCUUCCUUCACAACCUCUUCGAGAGCCGCAUCCCUUGCUUCGUCCCCACCACCGCCUCCGGAUCCUUCCCCCUCGCCGUCCCCGACCAGCUCGACUGGUCCGUCAUCGACUGCCGCCACGGCCGCGCGCUCCUCUUCGCCCAGGGCCACCUCCUCGUCUGGGACCCGAUCACGGGCUCCCAGCGGCGCGUGCCGGCGCCGGCGCAGUUCAAGGGCGGCUACGCCAACGGCGCCGUGGUCUGCGCGGCGGACGGCGGCCGCCGCGGGGGUCCCUUCCGCGUUGUCUUCGUGUUCCACCACACGCUGCAAGGCGGUUCGGUCAUGUCUGCGUGCGUUUACUCGUCGGAGGAGACCGGCGGCGGCGCUUGGACCGAGCCGGCUUCACUUGACCGCCCCCACGCCUGCUACCCUACGACGAAGCCCAGCGUGCUAGUAGGGAACUCCCGGGUGUACUUCCUCUGUGGUGAGCAGCACACAUUCACCCUUGAGUACGACUUGGAAAGGCGGAGCCUGGCCAAGGUCGACCUGCCGCCGCCGGACACGACAGCCGCCUGGACGAGCGCUGUACUUAUGCCCACGGAGAACAACAGACUGGGAGUCGCCGCAGUUGUAGAGUCGUCCCUUCACCUGUGGUCGAGGGAUGUGGGCGCCAAUGGUGACGCAGGAUGGGUACUGACUGGAGUCAUGGACAUCCACAAUCUGCUCCCGAUUGCUGCUUUCUUGGCCUCAUGGACAGUAAAGGUCAUUGGUUUCGCUGAAGAAGCAAAUACUGUUUUUCUGUGCACAUUUGCUGGAGUCUUUACAAUCGAGCUCGAGUCAGAUCGGGUGGGGAAGGUGUAUGCGACUAAGACGGGUGAAUUGAGCUUCGCACAAGUCGGAAGCUGCUACGAAUCUUUGUUCCCGUUCAGCAGCUUCUACAUUCCAGGUGCUUUAACCACAGGUAAACAAGUUGCUGCUCCAGGAGGUGGCGGUGGGACACUAUAUGUUAUUGGACCGAACUUGCUUCAGGAAGUUAAUUCAUCUUCUUUGACUGAGAAUUAAUUAGGUAGUGAGAUCCCUUAUGCAUGUAUUCAACUGAAGAUGGAGCAGAGAAGAGCUUGCAUAGGAGUACUUGUUUCUGAGUUACAUAAUUGUGCACUUUUGGUGGUCGUGUGGUGAGAUUAUCAAGAUAUGGUCAUAAUGUAGGAACAAGAUGUUCCUGUGUCCUUUCCUUGGUCA